This is a messenger RNA of Tauraco erythrolophus (red-crested turaco), 1179 nucleotides long. The record is from RefSeq and is a predicted model, not a curated record. Lineage: Eukaryota; Metazoa; Chordata; Aves; Musophagiformes; Musophagidae.
UGUGGCAUCCUCCUCUACAAGUGCUUCAUCCAGGGCUGGCUGCAGGUGGAGGCUUUCCAAGCCCGGCUGGAUCACCUGCUCAUUGCCACCUACCCCAAAUCAGGCACAACAUGGCUGAGAGAUGUCCUGGACGUGAUCUACCAUGAUGGUGAUGUGCAGAAGUGCCAACGGGAUGCCAUCUUCGACAAGGUGCCUUUCCUGGAAAUGAACGGCCCUGAGAUGCCGAGUGGUGUCGAGGUGCUGGAGAAAACCCUGUCCCUGUGGUUGGUGAAGACUCAUCUCCCGGUUCAGCUCCUAACCUCCUUUGGGGACAAGGACUGCAAGGUUAUCUACAUGGCCUGCAACCCCAAGGAUGUCGACAUCUCCUACUACUACUUCUAUCGGAUGGCCAAGAUGCAUCCUGACCCCGGCACGAUGGGCGAGUUCCUGGAGACCUCCAUGGCUGGCAAAGUGGCCUACAGGUCCUGGUAUGAGCACGUGCAGGGCUGAUGGGAGAAGAAGCAGGAGAAGCAGCUCCUCUACCUCUUCUAUGAGGACAUGAAGAAGGACCCACAGCGGGAGGUGCAGAAGAUUCUGCGGUUCCUGGACAAGAAGGUGGUGGAGGGAACAGUGGCAUGGAUCCUUCAGCGCACCUCCUUCCAGGAGGUGAGGAAGAACACUGUCGCCAACUAUGAGAUCAUGCCCACUGACCUGAUGGACCACAACCUCUCUCCCUUCCUCUGGAAAGGGAUCUCUGGGGACUGGAAGAACCACGUCACCAUGGCCCAGAAUAAGCGCUUCAACCAGCACUACCAGGAGCACAUGGCAGGCUCCGACCUCCGCUUCCAGAUGGAGGCGCGAGGGGCUCAUCUCCCUUCCUGGGGGGAGCUCCACUUCUCCCCGCUCCCCCAGUGGGGAGGAAGCACGAUAUCGGCUGCGCUCGUACUUUGCAACCCCGCCGACUUUGGCCCCGUGUUUGAGUGCCUCCUGCUAGCGAGCCCCGUGCCCGUGCGAGGAGCUGGGGACGUCCGCGGGGGUGACCCCCGGAUCGGGACACCAGCCAAAAAACAAUCCCAGCUGGAGGCAGGUGCUGCCUCCCAGGAUGCCAACAAGCAGGGGAUGACAGUUUCCUUCCCAUGGCCGGAUGGUGGGACUCAGCAGGGCUUUUGGGGAUACCCAAGGGAUGAGGUGGCCCCAUGA